AUGCCUCGGGGCCAGAAGAGCAAGGUUCCUGCCCGGGAGAAACGCCACCAGGGCCGUGCUGAGGCUCAGAGUGUCGGGGGUGCUCCUGCUGCGGCAGCACCAGCCGCCGCAGCAGAGGAGCCCCCCCGCUGCCCCCCACCCGACGCGGGAGCAAUGCCCCCGGGCUCCCCCGAGGCGGGUCCCGCCCCGCAGCCCCAGGGCGCCCCGGCCCCUGGGUCUCCUGGCGCGGGCCCUCCAGGCCCGCCACGUGACCAGGGCGCCGAGAACGCGGCCGCCCCCGCGGCCCCCCCGGCCGCCCGCAAAGACCCCCUCACCCGCAAGGCCAGCUUGCUGGUGCAGUUCCUGCUGGAGAAGCACAGCAGCGGGGAGCCCAUCACGCGGGCCGCGAUGCUGAAGAUGGUCAGCAGGAAGUACCGCGAGCACUUCCCCGAGAUCUUCAGGCUCGCCUCGGAGCGCAUGGAUCUGGUCUUCGGGCUCGAGCUCAGGGAGGUCGACGCCCGCAGCCAGUCCUACACCCUGGUCAGCAAGCUGGCCCUCCCGAGCGAUGGCACCCUGGGCGGCGGCAACAAAGGGCUGCCCAAGACCGGCCUCCUGAUGGCGUUCCUGGGCCUGAUCUUCAUGAAGGGCAACCGCGCCACCGAGGAGGAGGUCUGGGAGUUCCUCAACAUGCUGGGCGUGCACGAGGGCAGGAGGCACCUGAUCUUCGGCGAGCCCCGGAAGCUCAUCACCCAAGACCUGGUGCACCAGGGCUACCUGGAGUACCGCGCGGUGCCCGCCAGCGACCCUCCGCGCCACGAGUUCCUGUGGGGCCCGAGAGCCCGCGCGGAGACCAGCAAGAUGCAGGUGCUGCAGGUGCUGGCCAAGAUCAACGACACCGUGCCCAGCAGCUUCCUCGCGUUGUACGAGGAGGCGCUGCAAGAGCAGCAGGAGCGCGCAGCGGCCCGUGGCCGGCGCCGCAUCUAG
Messenger RNA from Callorhinus ursinus (northern fur seal), 963 nucleotides. Its product is annotated as melanoma-associated antigen B4-like. NCBI's taxonomy places the organism in Eukaryota, Metazoa, Chordata, Mammalia, Carnivora, Otariidae. Gene Ontology annotation, cellular component: nucleus. The record is from RefSeq and is a predicted model, not a curated record. Gene Ontology annotation, biological process: negative regulation of transcription by RNA polymerase II.